AGUGAGAGAGAGGGAGAGAGUGGCCAAUACAUGGCUGUAUAGUAUUGGAAUUUAGCGGACUGUACAGUAGAAAUCAUUUCAAAAACACUAUUGGUGUGCUGUCAUACAGUAGUCACAUAUCCAUGUUUAAAUUAGCUAUCUGUGCUUUUAUAACCAGGAUUUUAUAUCACUGAUAGGUUACAGCAAGUUUUAAAAAAAGGUUCAAGAAGACAAAAAAAAAAGAAAAAUUGAAAGUCUGCAGAGAGGUUUAACACACCUUAAAGUAUAUUCUACAGUCAUACUUGCAAAUUUUGGAUGAGUGCAACAAACUUAAACAUUAUAGGACAAAAAGGUUGUCUUUUUUGAGAUGUGGGACAACAAGUUAUCAUUAACAAUAAAGAAAGCAAAUACUUGGAAUCAUCUUUAAAGUUACUUUCAACUGCUGAAAUUGUAUAUCUAUACCUGAAAUAUCAAUGUCAAAUAUCAUUCAUUUUUACUGCUGUUUUUUUCGGACCUCCAAGAAUUCUGCUUCCAAGAUUAGGACCAAUCAGAAUUGACAUUUCUUGCCAAGAGUAACUGAUUACUGUUUGUUUAUUAAAGAAAAAGAGCAAAUUAUUAGCAAAGUGAUUUAAGAUAAGUCUUGGUUUAUAACAUUUUGUCUAGAAUGUCUAGUAAAACAAUGAGUGCCCUUGUGGACAAGUAGCUGAUUUGUCAAAGCAAUAUUAUUAACAGGGAAAAAACCAAUUAGCCUGUCGUGAUUUGAUAACAUUGCUUGUUGCCUAAAAAGGAAAGAUUUGUCGUCUUCGAAAUCAACAUUUAUAUGUUUUAUGAACAAGUCAGCAAAAAAUAUCUCCGGCAAUGAUUUUGAAAAGAUUUAUGUUUUAAGUGUGAAAACAAGACAAACAUUUUACGAUGGUUGAAGGAUACUCUGAGGAAUAUAUUAAAUCAUUGGGCAUAUCUUUUUCUUUUAAUUUAUCUUCUUUCUUAGCAGAAAGUGAUAACACAUCACAAACAAAUGACACUCUUUCAGAAGACGACAAAAUAAAAUAUGAGAAAGCCCUGCUGAAUUAUUAUUUAAUGGGAAUAGCAGGGAGCACAGUAUGUUUUAUUGGGAUAAUUUGUAAUAUAUUAUCCGUUAUUGUUCUAACACGACGUGUAAUGAACUCGUCUACCUACUCCUAUCUAGCAGCUCUUGCUGUUUGCGACACUCUUGCUUUACUUCUAACAGUCACCCUAUAUCUACUGAGUGAAGACACAACAUACCCACAACCAGGUAAAAUAAGUUGGGGAAAAACUGCAUAUGCAAUGUUAUUUCCUUAUUUACACCCAUCAGCAGUAACAUUUCAAGUAACAUCAGUUUGGCUCACUCUAGCGUUUACAGUAGACAGAUAUAUCAUGAUAUGUCAUCCAUUCAAAGCAGAGAGUAUGUGUAGUGUUGGAAAAGCAAGGAAGGUAAUAGUUGGCGUUUACGUAUUCGGAAUUCUGUUCAACAUUCCCCGAUAUUUAGAGUAUACAACUCGGGAAAUGGUAAUUCCUUCCUUGGACGGAGGAAAUGUAACUCGGCUUGUCAUAGAAUAUACUUCAAUUGGACGAAGUCAAACAUUUAUGGAUCUUGUUCACUCCUAUUUAUAUUUAACUUUUGUGUGCGGAAUUCCAUUUUUCACUCUAGCAAUUCUUAAUACUUUUUUAAUGCAUGCUGUUCAUAUGUCUAAGCAGCAUGGACGUCUGAUAAAUGCGAAGGAAAAAAGAAGAAAUGACACAACAGUGAUGUUGAUUGGUGUUAUAGUAAUAUUUCUAGUUUGUCAAGGACCAGCCUUGAUUUCCAGAAUGGUGUACGCAAUUGAUUUCAAUAGGGCAACUGGUUCCAUGACAUUUCAUAAGAUUAAUGAAGUAGGAAAUUUCUUAAUCAUUGUCAACUCUGCAAUAAAUAUUGUGCCAUACUACUUUUUUGGAAAACGCUUCCGCAGAGAGUUUUGGAGACUGUUUUGCAAAUGCUUUUUAACAAACCAGGAACUGCAAAAGAUAAAACGCAACUAUAGUUUUUCUAUAGAUAACAAUAGGAGAAGAAUAAGUCAAUGUAGUGGAGCAAGUCAGUAUGAAAUGAAUGGUUUUCAGCAGCUCAAUAAGGACAAUGAAAAGACAAAACUUCAUAGAGACAGUGCCUCACCUUUGUUACUUCAUCUAGAAAAGGUUCAUCGUGACUCAGUUCAAACAAUGGACACAAUUGAUAUGAAUGAUCGACUGUCUCCAAGCUCAUUUGAAUCGUACAGGAAAGAAAGUCCAACUCCUAAACCAAGAGUUAGAAAGGAAAGCCCUAACUCGUUAAGGGUUGUUUGGGAAAUGGACACAAACAAGAAUGAAAAAUGCAACGUGAUGUUAGACAAUUCUGAUACAGAAAACACACGGGAAUUGUGAUAUGAUGUUAUUUUUGUUAUAAGUAUUGUAGCAUCUAAAAGUAAGGCAUGAUAUUUCUCAGUGAAUCAGUAUCUGAUAAUUAAAUACAUGUAUGAAUACUGUAACAAUAUUGUCAGUCACUUUUAAACCAAUGUAAAGGUUCAGUUACUUUAAUAUAUUGUGUGUUCUUUAAAGUGUUAAAAUUUGGAAUUAAAAGCUUGCAUUGACUCAUUUUGUGUUAUUGGGAAAAUAGCUUUUCCUAAUCAUUUUAAUUAACAUCAUUAUUUAUAUUAUACAUGCUAUGCUUUCUAUAUAUUACUAUCUUCCAUAUUUCUUUAUUUUAACAUAACAAUUGUAAACAUUUUGAAUAAACUAUUUUACCUUUUA
Ruditapes philippinarum (Manila clam) is the source of this 2760-nucleotide messenger RNA. Its product is annotated as FMRFamide receptor-like. The record is from RefSeq and is a predicted model, not a curated record. Gene Ontology annotation, biological process: G protein-coupled receptor signaling pathway. Bases 892 to 2394 code for a protein of 500 amino acids. Gene Ontology annotation, molecular function: G protein-coupled receptor activity. Gene Ontology annotation, cellular component: membrane. Lineage: Eukaryota; Metazoa; Mollusca; Bivalvia; Venerida; Veneridae. The transcript is spliced from 2 exons.